AUGCCAUCAGAUUUCCCUGCUCCUCGCCACCUUCUCCGACUUCUUCAACUCUCAAUCAACAAUCAAUCUCUGAAACUAACCCAACAAACCCAUGCUCGAGUUUGCUACUUGGGUCUCCACCAACACCCUGUGGUCUUAACCAAUUUAAUAAAUGCCUACUCUUCUUCCAAGAACCCUCUUCAAUCUCAAAAGCUUUUCGACUCCACUGAACUCAAGGAUGUAUGUUUAUGGAACACGUUAAUCAACGGCUUCGCAAAAAACAAUCUCCAUCAUGAAUGUUUCACCAUUUUUAAUACUAUGUGCCGAAGCGUUAAUUCUUCCCCUGAUGGAUUCACAUUCUCAACUCUGGCUAAAACUUCCGGUGUGAUUGGUGACAUCCCCGCCGGAGAAUGGGUUCACGGGAAGUCUAUAAAAAUUGGGUUCUUAUCAGAUACUGUAUUAACCAAUUCCUUGAUGUCAAUGUACAUCAAAUGUCACCGAGUUAAAGAAUCUCAUAAACUGUUCGAUGAAAUGCCUCAAAGAACUAUUUUUUCAUGGAACAUAAUGCUGUCGGGAUAUAUCAACAGUAAAAACUCCUUCCCAAAUUAUCAAAUUUGGGGGCUGGUAAAGUACAUGUUAACAGAAGGACUGAAGCCUAAUGAGUUUACAUUAUCCAAUCUUCUUCCAUUGUGUGGAUCAAGAUCUGGAAAGUUUGAUCAUGGAAAGGAACUCCAUUGUUAUGCAAUAAGAAAUGAAAUGAACCUUGACAUAGAUUCAAGUGUUCACUUAGACUGCUGUUUAAUAGAUAUGUAUUCAAGAUGUGGUGAAAUAAAUUUUGCUCGACUUAUCUUCAACCAAAUGAAGUUUAAAAAUGUCUUCUCAUGGACAUCAAUGAUGAGUGGUUAUCUACAAAAUGGUGAUCCAGAUGAAGUCAUGCUUCUAUUUUGUGAAAUGCAAAGAGAUUUGAUAAAACCUAAUGAGAUUUCUCUUCUAAUUGUUCUCCAAGCUAGUAACUUAUUUGCAGGGUUGUUAGGAGUAAUGCAAAUUCAUGGGUUUUCAUUCAAAAACGGUUUUACAAAUCACACUCCUUUAUGCAACUCUCUAAUAGAUAUGUACUCAAAAAACGGUGAUUUAAUCAAUGCAAGAUUAGUUUUUGAGCAUGAUUGUUUCUCAAAAGACAUAAUCACUUGGGGUUGUAUGAUCUCAGGGUAUGGAUUACACAAUAAAGGCCAUGAAGCAGUUGAUUUAUACGAUAAAAUGGUCAAAAAUGGAAUCAAACCGGAUGCAAUCACCAUUGUUGGAGUUUUAUCCGCUUGUAGUAGAUCAGGGUUAGUGGAUAAAGGUCUUGAUGUUUACAACAAAUGGGUGAAUAUAUAUGGUUUUGAUCCAACGGUUGAGAUGUGUUCUUGUGUGGUUGACUUGUUGGGAAGAUCGGGUCGGGUCAAUGAAGCUUUGACUUUUAUCAAGAUGAUGACUUUAGAACCUGGGCCUAGUGUUUGGGGAGCUCUUGUGAGUGGUUUUGAGGUUCAUAUGGAUUAUGACACAAGAGUUUUGGGUUAUGAAUCACUUAUCAAGAUUGAACCUGAAAAUCCUUCUAAUUAUGUGUCUCUUUCUAAUCUUUAUGCAAGUUGUAGGAAGUGGGAAUUGGUGGGUGAUGUGAGAAGAGUGAUGAAAGAUAGAAGCUUGAAGAAACUGCCUGGGUGUAGUUGGAUUAUUGUUAAUAGUCAAACUCAUAGUUUCUUUGUUGCUGAUAAUUCACAUCCUGAAUCUCAUAAGAUUUAUGAAAUCUUGAAUGAAUUGAUUCUAGUGAUUAGAGACCCCAAUUUGAAGAUUUUGAUUUGCUAG
Molecule: messenger RNA, 1824 nt
Organism: Lactuca virosa
Lineage: Eukaryota; Viridiplantae; Streptophyta; Magnoliopsida; Asterales; Asteraceae
Source: the annotation of a GenBank genome assembly